Messenger RNA from Mya arenaria, 828 nucleotides. RefSeq lists its product as uncharacterized. Lineage: Eukaryota; Metazoa; Mollusca; Bivalvia; Myida; Myidae. The record is from RefSeq and is a predicted model, not a curated record. The transcript is spliced from 7 exons. The coding region runs from base 1 to 828 and encodes 275 amino acids.
AUGGGUACAGGCAUUGUUGAGUUAUCUCCCAGACAACCGUUUAUCAUACAAGGUCACUCUGACAAUGGUCUUAAGCAUGAUGACCCCAAAAAUCAUGAGGAAUCAUCUACUAGUCAGGCCAAACCUUCAAGUCAAGUUUGGUGGCCAUGGGAAAAUGGCCCUAAUUACGAGUAUAUAAACCACCCUCAGAUACUCCAUUCUUCAGAAGACAUAUUUUCUCCAGAAAACAAGAUGUCCCUGUCCACCGUUUUAUUGUUGGUUGUGUGUUUGACGGCGACUCGUUUUCUGUAUAUACACGCAGCAGUCGUAUUCACAUGUGACGAAACCGGUCUAAUUUCUAUAACAACGUUUCCAUCGAAAGCCAACAAGAUUGCCAUUGACUCCUCGAAUACAGUUUUAACGAUAGAUGACUCAACCUCCGGAAUCCUAAAAAUUGCCGCUGGAAAGGAUGCGCAAAUCACAGUUGCGUUUUCGGACUAUGACAUGUCCACCGUCAAAGCUUUUGCCGGCGAUGCCGAGGCUUACUCGUUGCAGUGCACCGAAAUUGACAGUACUGGAGUUAGUAAAACGGUGACGGCGAGCGCUGCAGCAUCAAUCAGCACAGAUCUGAACACAGUAACGCCUACGUACACUGUAUCAUCGAGGAUUACGGCUACAAAUGACGACGCUACAGCUAUCUCCAGUGUAACUGUUGGAAAUGAUUUCCUCUACGUAAUUGUAGUUCCAAGUGUAUACACAAUUAGUGUAGUAAGCUGCGAUGCUUUUGCGCAUGACGGAUCAUCGAAGGUCGCAGCUCUUACUGUUGCCUUGCUUGGCGCAAGCGGGUAG